This is a messenger RNA of Glarea lozoyensis ATCC 20868, 471 nucleotides long. RefSeq lists its product as uncharacterized. NCBI's taxonomy places the organism in Eukaryota, Fungi, Ascomycota, Leotiomycetes, Helotiales, Helotiaceae. The record is from RefSeq and is a predicted model, not a curated record. Bases 1 to 471 code for a protein of 156 amino acids. The transcript is spliced from 3 exons.
AUGGCCUCUAUCCUGCCAACCGUCCCGCGAUUUGUUCUCACCAUCUUUGAACCACUCUCCUUACUUGCGGGAGCUGUUGCUCCAUUUCUUUCCACGGACUGGUUCGUUGCCAAACAGCUGCCUCUGUCGGCGCUUGAACCACUGAGCGCGAAUUCCCGCAUGGUUGCUCUUCAAUUGGGAAACAUCUACCUGCUUCUGGCUAUGGUGGGCAUCGCCGUCCUCUACACCACUACUGAGCCGCGGGUUGUGCGGAAUUAUGUGAUAGCCCUGCUGAUUGCUGAUGUUGGGCACGUUGCUGUGACGUGCUGGGUUAUGGACUACGAGAGCCUCACCGACAUUGCAAACUGGAAUGCAAUGGCUUGGGGAAACAUUGGUGUAACUGCCUUUCUCUUCUCGGUCAGAACAUCAUACCUUUUAGGCCUUUUUGGAGAUGACCAUCUUCCCACAACGGCAAUCAAGAAAUCCAACUAA